Lottia gigantea (owl limpet) is the source of this 685-nucleotide messenger RNA. RefSeq lists its product as hypothetical. The coding region runs from base 94 to 462 and encodes 122 amino acids. The record is from RefSeq and is a predicted model, not a curated record. NCBI's taxonomy places the organism in Eukaryota, Metazoa, Mollusca, Gastropoda, Lottiidae. Gene Ontology annotation, biological process: mitochondrial translation. Gene Ontology annotation, cellular component: mitochondrial small ribosomal subunit; ribosome. The transcript is spliced from 3 exons. Gene Ontology annotation, molecular function: structural constituent of ribosome.
CGAUACUGUUUACAUUCACAUGUUGCUGCUCCCAAGUCUGUUUUGCACUUUCUAAUUUGAUUCAAUUAACCUUUUGAAUGUUAAGGAUUCAAGAUGCCACGAUUUAAAUAUCGAGCCUUUAAGCUGAUACGAAUGAGGGUACAAGGUUGUACUAAUAGACCAUUUUAUGAAAUUGUUGUAACCCCUAAAGACAAUCCAAGACAAGGAAGACCAACAGAAGUUUUAGGCUUCUAUGAGCCUUUACCCAAUCUGAAUAAUGAAAAAAUACUAGCUGUUAAUUUAAAAAGAGUACGAUAUUGGAUGGGUGAAGGUGCUCUACUUUCCCAACCACUUGAAAGACUAUUGGGUUUAUCUGGAUUCUUGCCAGUUCAUCCAAUAGAUUAUUUAGAUGCCUUUAGAAAUAGAAAAAAAUUGGAAAAUGUAACUGAGAAAGGUGAAGAUAAUGUGCAAUCAGCCAGUUGAAUAAUAAAAUCAAUUAUUGACAUUGAUGGCAUAGAACUUGCUUGUGGUUUACUAUAGUAGAAACGUUUUGUAAGUUCUAUUCAGUGUACGAUAUUGAUGAAAAUGGCAAUUGAAAGAGGACAUUUAUGUAAUAUGUAAGUCAUAAGAAUUACAGAUAAAAUAAAGAUAUAAAAUAUAAUAAUGUUAUGUAUUUGCAUUAUCAUUUAUUAAAGCUAACAAAAAG